CAGGCAAGCGCUCAGCUAUGAGGAUUGGCGUGCCCAGCGGCAGCUACAUUUCCUUGCUGGCGCCAGCGCUGCUCGUCUCAAUUGGCUCCAUCGACCCGGGGAAUUGGGCCACCUCCAUCGAGGGAGGCUCGCGCUUCGGCUAUGAGCUCGUCUGGGUCGUCUUUCUCGCCAAUCUCAUCGCUCUGCUGCUCCGCUCGCUGGCCACGCAUCUCAAUCUCGUCAGCGGCAAGCAUCUGGCUCAGGCUUGUCACGAUGAGUAUCCCAGCGGCGUGUGUCUGCUACUCCUCUUCUUGUCAGAGCUGUCGCUGGUAGUUCUCGACAGUGCCAUGGUCCUCAGUAGCGCAGUGGGACUUAAUAUGGUGCUCGGGCUUCCCGUGCUUGUGGGGGCGCUGCUAGUUGCUCUAGACGUGUUUUUCCUGAUGGGAUUCGUGCCUUUUCUGGGCCCCGGAAAGGCCGAAGUUAUCCUCGGGGUCAUCGUGUUGUCCAUGGUACUCGUUUUUGUGCUGAAUGCAUUUGUGAGCAGGCCUCCAGUGGUGCCCAUCCUGGGAGGGCUGUGGCCCAGGCUUAAAAGUGACAGUCUUUACGCUGUCGUUGGUCUCCUGGGAGCUAAUAUCAUGCCCCACAAUCUUUAUCUUAACUCCGCACUGGGCCAGGAGCAGCGAAAGGCCGACCGGAUUUGCUGUGCUCCCACUAUCCUUGACUUUAUACUGACUGCCGGAAUGCCUGCCGCUAUCAAUUUGGCUGUUAUGGUAGUAGCGGCAUCAACUUUCCACAGUGCGGGCUUUGCCGUCCUUACGCUUCAGGACGGCUGCGUUGUUAUGGAACAGGCUCUGAGCCGGUCGGUGGCGCCUCUGGCUUUCGGCUCAGCUCUGCUUGCUGCUGGAGUUUUCUCGACACUAACAGGGACGUUGGUCAGCCAGGUUGCUAGUGAGGGACUUCUCGGGAAACGUAUCGACGCAUGGCGUCACCGGCUUGUGAUGCGAGCGGCAGCAGUGACCAUCGCAGUUUUUUGCGCCUGGUCGUAUGGCAACGAGGGGAUUUACCAGCUGCUCGUCUUAUCUCAGGUUAUACUCGCUCUUCAGCUUCCUUUCACGCUGGUUCCUCUCAUUCGGCUGACGUCGUCUGCGGCUUACAUGGGGAAGAACAAGAUCUCUUCACUUUGGGAAGUGCUCGCGUGGUCAGUAUUGGCUUUCGUGAUAUCACUCAACCUCUGCUUGGUGUUUAGUACGCUCUUUAGCCAGAGCGAGGAGUUCGGGGGGUCUACAAACUGGGAGUUUGUGGCUGGUUCUGAUUCCAACUCUCUGACCGUGCCAGUCGCUCUCACGGUGGUGACUGCUGCGGUCGGCUUUCUAGUCUGGCUCAUCUUUGCUCCGAUCAGGUCCGACACUCCGGCUUUCGCUGUUGAAGAGAAAGAUGGUCAGCCCAUGGACAAGGAGAAGGAUCUAGUGUAUUACAUUCCUUUGGAUGGCAACAGUUCCAGGAGUAGUGAUGUAGGAACCGUCGAGGACAUCAUCAACACUGAAAGAGCCGAGCUGAUAUCGGAGAGUGAGGUCGGGACUGUGACUGUGGUGGAGUCUGAAGCCGAUGAGUGCCUGCCAGUGUUACAGCAAAGUGAAGUUGACGCCAGCCAUCUCAGCGACAGUGUACGUGAAGAUACAGGUGAAGAGGAAGCCAGCAUUACCGCGACUUCCAACAGCUCCGAUGUUGGUACUGAAGAAUGCCCGUCCUCGCGUGUUGAUCACCAUCAUAUCGACCAUCAUAUCGAGCCCGAGCCAACUUCUGUUCCAACUAACGACAACGUUCCAUACAGUAGCGGCGAAACAAGUGCAGUAGCCUCCUCUGAAAUUGGCGGACUAGACAAGGACGCUAUUUCCCUGGAGAAGGACGAGGAAGAAGCCGAAAGCUGGGAGAAUCUCGAGCAGGACUGCGCGGUUAUGAGCUCAGCUCUGAGCUUAACUUAUGAAGGGAUUGAAUCAGUAAUAAGUACCAGGAAGGAGUCGAGCGACGGAUGCUCGCAUGGAAGCGAAAGCGGAAGCCUCUCGAGGUUGUCUGGACUGGGGCGUGCAUCACGAAGACAAUUUGCUGCUACUCUGGAUGAGUUUUGGGGACGACUGUUCGACUUACACGGCCAACCCGUCAGGUCCGACUCGGUGAUCAAACCAAGCGUCUCUCAGAACAGCCGGACGACGCACUCCGACAAUGGUCCAUUCGCCGCUCCUCGACAAGCUGCGAAGCGGGACUACAAGAGUUGCUUUUCCGGCUCCGUGGAUCCCUUUGGACGGGUGCACUCCAACUUGGCCGCUUCUACGUCGUCCCAGAGCCCGAGCAACAGGUGGUGCUUCGACUACAAAAGUGGCUACUCAGGUGGCGACCAGCGGUACUCGAGUUUGCGAAGCUUUGCAGCUCACGAAGAUCUGGACUGCCAACCAGCGACAAUUCACGGGUACAACAUCGCUUCCUACACUAGGCCAGGCAGCGUGGAGCAGCAGUCAAGCGCUCGAGCACGCUCGUCCCUGCAUUUGGACGUGGCUUCACGUACAGGUGGCUGCCUUUCCCAAGUGCCCGCUUCUUAUUACGCCAAGGCAAACUUUGAUCAGUCCGACACCAUGACUCGUGUCUUUCAGCCAACGCAAGACAUGUUCUCGGCUUCCAAAGGUGGUCAACGAGGCGUUGAUGAUACGUCGUCCUGGCUACCAAGGUCCACGGACUACGAGCAGUGGAGCUCCUUCUCGAACAACUCGGUAGACAAGUGGAAUCCACUCGUAUACAGGGCCACCGGUGAGCUGGACAAGUCGCUACUCUCGCAUCCCAUUGGGAGAUCGGAGAACUCGGAGAGAACAACCUUGUCCUUUGACGACAUCUCUCCAUCGCAAACACACAGGGACGGCUUCUCGAUACAGGCUGCUGCGCAACAGACCGAGUCACUGUGGUCGAGACCAGUCGAGCACCUCUUUGGAGCUCCCGGCGAGCAGAAGUCCGUGGCUACGACGAACAACGCAAACAACAACACCAAGGCAUUCCGACUCUCCACCGGGGUUGAGUUCGGGCUUGACACUUUGGAGCAGCUGCGCCUGUGCGUGAGGAAGCUGCUACAGCAGGAAGGAUCCGAGUGGCUGUUCCAGAUCGACAAUGGCUGCGACGAAGAUGUCAUUGCCGGUGUCGCUGCUCGAGAAAAGUCCCUGCUCGACUUGUCGGAGCCUGGGGAGGCCGCCAGUGUAUAUAGCAACGGGACGUCCAUCUGGAGCGUCAACAAGGUGGUGGUGCCCGGGGUGCCGCACUGUGGCGACUCCUGCGUCUGGGGAAGCGGCCUCCUCGUCAGCUUCGGAGUGUGGUGUGUGCAUCGUGUGCUGGAGCUGGCACUCAUGGAGAGCAGGCCCGAGCUGUGGGGGAAGUACACUUACGUACUCAAUCGUCUCCAGGGAAUUCUGGAUCCUGCGUUUCUAAGUCCGAGAACCGUGCUGCCGCCGUGCAUAUGCUUGCAGGGGUAUCAACUCGUUGGCAGGCGCAACGAUGCGGCUGGCUGGUCGUCGUAUCCAUUCCCCUGGCCGUGGGGGCGGAACACAAGCAAUCCCAGUGGAAAGGCCGCGAGCGGCAACCUCUACCUGGACAUGAUCAAGGAGGUGGAGACUGCCGUCGGAGCGAGGAAGGGAAGAACAGGGACUGCUGCUGGAGACGUCGCCUUUCCGAAAGGGAAGGAGAACCUUGCAUCGGUGUUGAAGCGGUACAAGCGUCGGCUUGGAAACCACAAGAGUGGCAGCUGCAAUCGAAGGUGACGCUCUAUACUCUCUCUUUUCUUCUUCCUCUUCUUGUUCUUCGUUCUUUUUUCGCUCGAGCUUCUUUUUUUCCCUCCAUAUAAUGUUGAUGGGCUCCCUUUUCGCAUGAAAUAUAGUUCCAGUUUUCGAGCUCUC
This is a messenger RNA of Selaginella moellendorffii, 3908 nucleotides long. Its product is annotated as ethylene-insensitive protein 2. The record is from RefSeq and is a predicted model, not a curated record. The transcript is spliced from 7 exons. Gene Ontology annotation, cellular component: membrane. Lineage: Eukaryota; Viridiplantae; Streptophyta; Lycopodiopsida; Selaginellales; Selaginellaceae. Bases 18 to 3773 code for a protein of 1251 amino acids. Gene Ontology annotation, molecular function: cadmium ion transmembrane transporter activity; manganese ion transmembrane transporter activity. Gene Ontology annotation, biological process: metal ion transport; ethylene-activated signaling pathway.